Messenger RNA from Perca fluviatilis (European perch), 2947 nucleotides. RefSeq names its product nuclear distribution protein nudE homolog 1-like. Gene Ontology annotation, cellular component: kinetochore; centrosome; kinesin complex. Gene Ontology annotation, biological process: vesicle transport along microtubule; cell migration; chromosome segregation. The transcript has 9 exons. The record is from RefSeq and is a predicted model, not a curated record. Gene Ontology annotation, molecular function: microtubule binding. Lineage: Eukaryota; Metazoa; Chordata; Actinopteri; Perciformes; Percidae. The coding region runs from base 274 to 1329 and encodes 351 amino acids.
ACAAUAUGAAUGGCAAUUUGUAUUGUUCGACGUCUUCCCAAGACAGUAGCAACUUUGUGGUGUCCAACUCCGAGAAAGUCAUUUAAUAGUUUUCCUUAACGGUUUUGCAUUUGAAUUUAACCGAACAACGUUUGUCGGUAGUUAUACCAGCACAUGAAGAGGAUUUAGAAAAGGAAUACAUUGGUUAACACUGCGUCGAACGAAGCUAACUUUUGAGCUCACAGACCAGCGUUGGUGUGUGACUGGAGACUCGGAUCUCCACCUGGGCUGGAGAUGGGGGAUCCUGAGCCUCCAGAGUUUGGGUCCCUGGAGGAAGAGCUGGAGUACUGGAAGGAACAGGCUGCCAGGCACCAACAGAGUGCAGAGGAAGCUCAGGAGGAACUGCAGGAGUUUCAGCAGAUGAGUCGGGACUAUGAGGUGGAGCUGGAGCUGGAGCUCAAGCAGUGCGAGACACGAAACCGUGAGCUUCUUUCUGCCAACAACCACCUCCGCAUGGAGCUGGAAAACUACAAGGAGAAGUAUGAGACGCAGCACUCGGAGGCCUACCGGCAGAUCUCCAGCCUGGAGGGAGACCUGGCUGAGACCACGGCCGUUAGAGACCAGCUUCACAAAUACAUCAGAGAGCUGGAGCAGGCCAACGACGACCUGGAGCGGACCAAGAGGGCGACCAUCAUGUCGCUGGAGGACUUUGAGCAGAGGAUGAACCAUGUUAUAGAGAGGAACGCCUUCCUGGAGAGCGAGCUGGACGAGAAGGAGAAUCUCUUGGAGUCCGUCCAGAGGCUGAAGGACGAGGCCAGAGACCUGAGACAGGAGCUUGCGGUGCAGCAGAAACAGCAGGUACAGGACAGGAAGCCCACCCUCAGCAGUGCAAUCAAAGACCCUUCCUCCUCCGCCUCAGCUGGUCUUCCCACCCCGCCCCUCACCCCACCGGACAAACGAACCGAGGACAGAACCACGUCUUCGUCCUCUAACCAGCCCGUCCCCUCUGCCACCCCUCCACCCAGACCUGCAGAGUCCUUCACCACCCCGCUGCCCUCCGUCAGCAGAGGUGAAAGCCUGUCAGGGACUCCCCUCACCACGUCGGCGAGAAUCUCGGCUCUGAACAUCGUCGGAGAGCUGCUGAGAAAAGUCGGGAACCUGGAGUCCAAGCUGGCGUCGUGUCGGGAAUACGUCAACGGGCAGACAGCGAGCCGCAGAGGCCAGGCGGGGGGACAGGGGCCGACGUCGGGCCACAACAACUCCUCAGAGACCCAUGCUACCAACGGCCUCUACAACAAGGGGCUGGUGAAGAGGUUAGAGUUCGGAGCGGGACCCAAGCUGCUGCUGUAGAGUGAAAACCUCCUCCACCCCCUCCAUCCUCAAUCCUCCUGUGAGCUGCUGCUGCCCUCCCGUCCACCCGGCCGCUCUUUAACGGUACUGUGUGUUGCACAUCGCACCGAACGCCGACCGCUCUCACUGGGGGCUGCAGUGAUGCAAACGGACGGGUGUGUUUGCUAUGGACACGUUCGGAUGUCUGUUACCAGCUCAAGUCUGUUUGUUUAUUAGCAGGACUUCUUUUCGGCACUCGCACUUAGCUCAAACUAACUAACUGGACUUGUGCUGCAUGUCACCACCUUUGUUUUGCUUCUUUUUUUUUUGGGUGUGUAAAGACUGAACACAAAGCGAAUUUUAGAGGCAGCGCGAUUGCAUAUGGAGUCUAUAAAGAAAAGACUCUAACAGAUGCAUUAUUAAUGUAAGUUUUGACAGAGCGUUGACAUAAUAUCUGGGGGAUGAUGUCAGUAAAUUCCACGUUCAUCUGCUAAAACGUUUUCGGUGGUCAAACCUGCACAAUGAAACCAAAGUGAAAAUUAGCUUUGUUUAGUUUGAACACACCUGGAACACUGAACGGGCACUUUUCUCUACACCAGAAGACAGGGAGGCAGUUUUUGAGAAUGUCUUUAAACUAACUUUUAAACUGCAACCCAGUCAGUCAUUUCCUUUUGUCCUCAUAAAAACCACAUUUGCUGAUCUGCUUUUAUACAGUAUGCCUCCAAAGCUGUAUUUGUUGUAUAUAAAUAAGUGUUGGCACAAACUACAAGAACUACUAAUGGAAUGGAAAUAGUUGAUUGAAACACACAUAUUUGAUAUACUGUAUAUUUUAGAUUACAGAAUACAGACUGCAGACUGCAAACAUUAACUUGAUAGCUGUGCUAAGACUCCUGUUCAUCAAGGUAGUAUCAAAAGCACUGCUCUGCAAGCCUUAAGCUUUUAAUGAACUGUGCUUUUUUAUCAUUAUGAAGUCAAAUAACUUAUUAAAAGCAUCAUUUUUUGUGGGGAAAAUAAAAUAUACAUUUUUGAAUGAAGAUCUUACAAAAUCUUGCCAACAUAUUGUGGCCAUCAGUGGUUCUGCAUCUUAAAGCUGCCUUAAUUAACAUGUUGUGUAUAAAUAAUGAAACAAAUGUUAGAGUUGCCGCUCAUAGUUAUGAAAAUAUGUAUCAAUGUCACUAUCUCUGCAGUUGCAUGUAGCUUUUUAGUCUUAUUUAAUGCUUAUUCGGCUUUCUGAAUUUUUACUCUGAAUAAGGAAAUUUAGUUUGCCCCCCCCAUAUGACUGAGAUUAGUGUUAGAGUAUCUGAUACUUACCUAAAUGACAUAGCUGCCCUGCACACACUCAAAGCUACAACCUAAAAAAUGGGAUAAUAUAGAACUUAAUUCAUCCAGAAAUAAACAUCGUAAAUAAUGUUAUACAUAGCAGCAUAUUGAUUAAAUGUGUAUCUGGCACGUGGAAAUAACCUCUUUAGUCUAGUAAACUUUGUGAUCCGAAUAUUUGAGACCGUAGUUCAGAAUUGUUAAAUUGAUAACCUUGAAUUAAUAAUCUAAUGAGUGAAAAUGUAACGGGGCUGAAUAAGACAAAAACAAGAGUACAGUAAAUAAAUGAUUGACAUUUGUUGGGGUUUAUUUGACCCCUGGA